Pipistrellus nathusii (Nathusius's pipistrelle) is the source of this 438-nucleotide messenger RNA. Lineage: Eukaryota; Metazoa; Chordata; Mammalia; Chiroptera; Vespertilionidae. The record is from the annotation of a GenBank genome assembly.
AUGUCCCGAAUCCUUUGGCUUACUGUUGAAAUUCGACUUGGAAGAAGACAGUUCUUUGAGCAAGCAAUGGUGGACUCAGGCUCCUACAGAAACAGCAUUGACCAUUCUGUGGUACUUCGAGAGAAGCUGCCCAUGCGCAAUAACAUCUUCCCUCUGAUGCUCGAAACAGUAGACGGCCGUCCACUGAUUAAUGGACCCAUAACUAAGGAAACACCACCUGUUGAAGUUAAAAUUGGAAACCAUGUUGAAGAGCUUCAGUUUGAUAUUAUUCAUGCACCGCGAUACCCUCUGAUUCUUGGAAUCCACUGGCUUGAAACACAUGAUCCAAUCAUAGAGUGGAGUACCCGCACUGUGUCCUUUCCAUCUCGUUAUUGUCACUAUAAUUGCUUCAGGCACAGAUGGAAUAGAAGACAUUGUGAUGAAAUAAUUGCUGGGUAG